Molecule: messenger RNA, 7047 nt
Organism: Branchiostoma floridae (Florida lancelet)
Lineage: Eukaryota; Metazoa; Chordata; Leptocardii; Amphioxiformes; Branchiostomatidae
Product: adhesion G protein-coupled receptor B3-like
Exons: 40
Coding region: 495-6146 (1883 amino acids)
Biological process (GO): adenylate cyclase-activating G protein-coupled receptor signaling pathway; cell surface receptor signaling pathway; negative regulation of angiogenesis
Cellular component (GO): membrane
Molecular function (GO): protein binding; G protein-coupled receptor activity
Source: RefSeq, a predicted model, not a curated record
GCCCAUCUACACCAAAUUAGUAAUAUACUGGCCAGGGUUACUGCAUCAACUAUCUUUGACUUGACAGUCAAACUAAUUAAGACAGCCGUACCGGACGGCCGGCUACUCGGCAAAACCGACCCGCGGGAGAGCUGGUCGGGGAACGCUCCGUACCCGUGCUGUCUUGUAAAGAUACAAUUCAUUUUACCCGCGAUGUAGCACAGGGUUCGGAGAAGCCGGCAUUCAAUUUGGGCAGCCUUUUACCGCGAUAGUAGCGUUGACGCAUUGUUGACCAGAGGGAAAGACACUUGAUCUUCCGAUCUAUUUUGGGUUCCCGCCCAGUCACUGUCGCUGGCCAGACUGAUGUGGCGUUUCGUUGUCAGGGUGUCAUCUUUAGCCUGUGGCUCCAGUCGGUCGGGGACGUCCACAACAAUGCAGGUGGGCCUGGAAAAUUCUAUACGGCGCCACGGCAGCAGCGAAUAAUGGUGACUUGGUGAUUUUGACAGAUAGGACCAAUGAUGCUUCUACAGCUGACUCUGCUAGCUCCACUACAUCUGCUGCUGGUGGCGGGGAGCAAGGGACAACCCCUUCCGCCGUGUGGAGGGUACCUGGAGGGUUCACGGAACGGAACCAUUACCUCCCCAAACUUUCCAUCCGCCCAUAAAACUCCACUGGAGUGCAUCUGGACUAUAAGGAACCCCAAACCGGGGCGUCACUAUAUCUACGUCUACUUGUUGCAAAACUACUUAAGCUGCCAAAGUAGUGCCCUGACGUACCUGGAGUACCAGUCAGUGUCGAACCUAACGGAUUCCUACAUUUACUCCAGUAACUUCAAUUCCAGGAAUGAUUGUGGUGGAUCUCUCCAUCGCAUACGAUCGUCAAAAGCGUUUCUACAGGUCAAAUUAACGUCUAUGUUAACAAGACUGUCUUCCACAUCGAGUGGACUAUAUGGGUUUAACGCGACUUACACCACGAUACCGACUGACAACCAACCCAUGCCGAUCUGCUCACAGUCUUGCUCUGAAGCAGGGUUUUGCCGGAGUUUACAAGAUUAUUCCGGGUUUUACUGUGAGUGUUUUGAAGGUUUCUCCGGGAGACACUGUCAAUAUAACGACAUAUGUGACUACAGACGGAGACUGAAUCCAUGCCUGAAUAACGGCACCUGUACUGUCGUCAAAUAUGGCGCCCAGACUUCGGUGGUGUGUGCCUGUCAGAGGGGAUAUCUUGGAGAGAGGUGUGAGAAAAUUAUCACCUGCCCGCUGCUACAAGACCCACCCAACGGGAAGGUCUCCCCACCCCCCUGCAGGGACAGCCGCUCCAGGGUGGGGGAAACCUGUUAUUUCACCUGUGACAACACCUAUGUGCAAUCAGGGCCGUCGUUCAAGACCUGUCUAUCUGACGGCUACUGGACGCAGGAGAAGGAGUCGACGGUUUGUAGAGAUGUCACCCCGCCGUACUUCGGAGACACGUGUCCAGGUGACAUGAACCUGAAGAACAAACGGUGUGAAAACAAGGUCCUCCUGAACUUCACGGUACCGACAGCUGUGGACAACUCCGGGUAUGUCAAGGUGGACGGACCGGAAACCAAACCACCCAUCUACCUGGCCGGGGGACAGUACACCUGGAUAUACACCGCUAGUGACGCUUCCAACAAUGAAGCAAGAUGUCAAAUAGCAAUAGGAGUGCAAGUUGUUAAGUGCCCGACGAUUAAGGUGCCUCACAACGGCGAGGUGACGUCCAAGAGCUGCGGCUCGCUGUACGGCUCCGAGGUGCAGUUUGUUUGUAAGGAGGGCUUCAAGCUGAUGGGCACUGGCAUCCGGACAUGUGGACCUAACGGAGAGUGGGAGGGGGGCGACGUGCAGUGCAUCGGAGCACCCUACACGCCCUUCAAACUGGAGCUCAGCGACAAACGUGCAACCAGCGUCAUACUAUCCUGGACACCGUGGCCUUCCGACCACCGGCCCAGCGAACAUUUCAUCGUCCAGUACCAGACGACAUUCGAGCCCAGUAUAUGGAGGGAGAUGAUUGGAUUUGUACCUGGAAAUGCUACAAAGUCUCUUCUAGAACUCUCUCCGUUUGUGAACUACCGUUUCCGGGUGAUAGCCGUGAACUGGGUCGGGCGGAGUGAUCCCAGCGGGGCCUCGGAAAGCUACCACACACCGCCUUCAGCUCCCGAGGUUUUUCCCAAGAACAUCCAAGCGCAGGGGAUCUACACCAGAGACCUAGACGUCAGAUGGGAUCCCCUGGGGUGGUAUGAGCGGAACGGACCAGGAGUCCAGUAUAAAAUCUUCUGGAGGAUUCUCUACUGUAACGACGACCUGCUGGCAGACUGGGAGAGCUCCGUGGUGCAGGGAGAAGAGAAGUCCUCCUACAUCAUCCUGAACCUGAUCAGAGAUUUACCGUAUCAGGUUCAGGUUCAAGUCCUCAACAACCAGGGCGCAGGACCAAUCAGCUACCCACCUGUUAUUGGACACGCCGGCGGAGAAGGACAUGUGCUUCUAGCUGGUCGGCCGGGGACCAGAGCUCCUUGUGCAACCUUCGAAGCCACCCUCCCCACUCGCAUUACGUCAGACACCGACGGCUACUUAAAACCAGGGGACAAUGCACCCUGGAUGGCAUCUGCUUCAACAUUCCCUGAUCUUAAAUAUGCAUAUCCCACCGACCCAGGCUUUACAGAAGUACCAAACGGUUCCCAAUUGUCCCCUACUUCGGUUAUUUGGACAAACACUGUAACCCAUGGUAUAGGAUUCGACAUUGUCAACUUCUUCGAAGACUAUUCCGGUAUUGUGGGAACGAGAUUACUCAUCACGUGUAUAGCCCGUGGGCCGAGGCGCAUGCGCUUUAAAUGGUUUAAAGGGGAAUACAAGAUCACGGCCUCUGAUUGGACCAGGAUAAGUGUGUCACCAAAAGUGAUCAGAAACGACGGUGACCUGGAGUCUGUACUGGAGAUCAACCCAACCUCUCCUCUGGACAGGGGAACGUACAGAUGUGCAGUUUCCGAUAAAGGAGUCGAGAGGAGCUGUUCCCUGAACAUCACUGUCCUGACCAAACCGUCAGCCCAACUGGACCCCGUGACCGCCACUGUCUUAGUCAGCUCUCCCGUCAAACUGACCUGCACUGUCCGAUCGCCAGGGGGCGUGGAGCCACAAGUCAAGUGGUUCAUAGGGAAGGAUCGUGUGACAGACCUGAGCGCCUACCCCAACCUGGGAAACGGCAUGUACCGCCUGACCGUACUCGGUACCGUGGAAGGGACUAAGUACACCUGCAUGGCCUCUAACGCAGCGGGGACAACCGUCGCAGAGAGCAUCGUCACUGUAGUGCGAAAAGAUGCACAUGACGUCUGUGGUCAGGAGACCUUCCAGAACGUGGAGUGGGGGAUGACUCUGGCCGGCGGGGUGUACUACCAGCUCUGUCCGGGAGGGAGCACUGGUUAUGCAACAAGACAGUGUCUGCUCAACGAGCUGGACUUCACUCCGUACUGGCUGGAGCCAAACUUUGUGCAGUGCACCACUUACGACUUUGAAGCCCUCUUAUCAAACACUCGAAUGCUGACAUCUGGUAUUGAGGUGACCAGCGUGGAAAAGAUUGCCGAGACGCUCAACUCUAUAACCACGCCGAACCUGUACGGGGGUAACCUCAGGCUGGCGUCGGAUAUCAUCCAGGAAAUGAUCCUCUACAAAGAAAAGACAGGAAGGGAGAUGUCGCGCCGAGAAUUAGAGGAUGUGCUGUGGUCCGCCAGUAACGUUCUGUCUCUCUACAACAAGGAGGAGUGGAUGAAUCUUCAGGAGGUUUGCAGCGGCAGUUCAUGGGUUCUCGGUAAUCUGACGCGGUACAGCCGUCUGGUGACGUUUCAGCUUGCCGAGGGACAGCGGCUGUCAACAUCAACGGACAAUCUGGUGAUGGAAGUCGGGAAAGUGGCUGUAAAAGGGUUAGAUGUUAUAGAGUUUCCAGCGACACCUAAAGCCCGCACCUGGGUUGGAACGGACCGCAUUGAAGUCCCCGGGAAAGCGCUGAGAAAUCUAUAUGAAGAGAGCCAGGUGGUCGGAGUGAGCAGCUUUCUCUACAGGACAAUUAAGGACCUACUUCCAGGGAACGACUUUCUCCUCAGUGACUCCAAGAUCAUCAACACCAGAGUUAUCUCUCUGUCGCUCUUCCCUCCUCCCCCCGGUCAGCUAGAUCCGCCCGUCAGAGUCGAGCUUGCCCACGAAAACGCCUCGUUCGUGGAUCCAGAGUGCGUUAGUUGGGAUUUUGGUAUCCAGCUGCCGAACAGGACGACCAGAGGAGGCUGGUCUACCGAGGGAUGUGCCGUGCUGCUCUCCAACGACAGUCACACCGUCUGUCAGUGCAAACAUCUCACGGACUUCGCUGUGCUCGUCACUCCCUUUGUUCCAAAGAUGGAUGCUCCGAGCGCAAACGAGAUCUCCUUCAUUGUUGCCAUCGGCUGUGGAAUCGCUAUGCUGGAAAUAGCGUCUGUAAUCCUCGUCUACAUCCUGCUUUGGAGAAAAUGCAUCCGAUGCGAUAGAUCCGUUAUCGUUCUCAACCUGUCCUUGUCGUUAUUAAACGCCAACGGUGUUUUCCUUGGUGGGAUACCUCAAAAAUGGAACAAAACCAUCUGUACAGCUGUUGCCGCCAUGCUUCAUUACUUCUUCCUGGCAGCCUUUUGUUGGAUGUUAGCUGAAGGAUGGCACAUGUACUCUUCCUUGGUCCGCACCAACGGCAAACUCAGCAAAGCCAAGCUAUACAUCGCACUGGGAUGGCUUCUACCAGCAGCAGUUGUCGGUGUUUCGUUGGGGAUUACGAAGACUAAUGGAUACGGCAAUGACAAACACUGCUGGAUCACGCUAGAUAGCCAGCUGCCAUUAGCCUUGGCAGCGCCUGCCUGUGCAGUAGUGGCCGCAAACUUGGUCAUCUUACUACUGGUCGUGAAAGCAAUGCUGAAUUCAAUGGCGAAAAAAGUCGACAAGGACCGGACAAGAACGGCUCUGUGGAGUUCGUGCGUGAUACUGCCUUUGCUGGCCGCUACUGUCGUCCUGGCGGUGUUUGCCGUUAACCGAUCGGCAGUGCUAUUUCAGUACUUAUUCGCCAUGUGCAAUACCUUACUGGGUCUCUUCAUGCUGCUGUUCUACUGCGUAGGAAAUAAACAGGUCUUGGACAUCGUGAAGUCCCGGAUGUGCGCUACUGAAGAGACUGACCCACCAUCCGACCCUGACGUCGCCAUAUCUGCUCAGAACCCUACUGCGAAAAAGGUUGACGCUAACGGUAGGCCAAUAACAUACACAGCAGCCGUACAUGUUGAUGGACCAAUGACCGUCGUGGAGAAGAUUGAUCACGUGACUCACGAAGAACAUGAGAUGGAGAUGAUUGACGUGGUGGUGACGUCAGAACAAGAACGCCGUGCACAAGCUGAGGCGUUGCUACGGCGGCAAGGUCACUCCCGGACGUUAGAACGCGAUCCUCGGUACGGUCCAUGUCCCAAGCCCCGCCAGGCUGCCGAACAGCGCCCCGUGUCCCUGGAGGUCCCCAUCCACACCAUGCCCCGCAACCCGCGCGGGCACGACGGCGGCUCUCCCAGGAUGAUGACCACCUUCAAGCCCGACGACAUGGAACAGUACCACACCGCCUCCACGUUGCGCGUCCAACUCGACCCUCGUCCGCCGACCAAACCCCAGCCGGGCGCCAUCAGAGUUCUCCCAGGUCACGGUCCGAGCGUGGCUCAGGGGAAACACCUGGAUUACGAGCCGGUCAAGCAUUCCUCCUGUGAAGAGUUGGACAGGACAGACAAGUACAAAGCUGACCAUGUCGUGAUGAACACAAAUGCUUCCCCCUCACCCCAUAUUGUGAGAGCACAAGCAAGAUACUCAGACCUAGACUUUCAGAAAAUUAUGCACACCAGAGAGCGGCAUAUGGACAUGCUGCAAAAUAUACACGACUCCCCUUCUGCCUCACAGCAAACUGAGGUGUCACGACAGUGGAGUGUCUCUUCCUUACCAGAGUUUUUACUUAAGGAAGGGCAAACAUUAAGUAGAGCUGCGUUUAGGAGCCUGAAAAGGAGCUUAAGCAACCCGAAAUGGAAGCAGCAGGGCCAACCAGAAGGACCUUCUGAUCGCGAAGCCACGCCUUCCUCCAUAGAAAUGACAGAAUUCUACAAAAGCUACUCAGAUAUUUGACACACCAGAUAAUGUAUAGAACCAACGGACCUUUUAUAAAUCUAGUCUCGUAUGUCUUAUAAAUGGAGUUAUGUAUUGUUGCGAUAACAAAACAUCUGUACACAUAUAUGAAAAAAAAACUACGUGCAAUAUUUGCUCAUGGUGGGCGUCUGUCUGGAAAUAGGGUAACCUUGUCUAUAUUUCACAAUGUUGUCUUUUGUCGUCACAUACACGGCAAAUUAAAGGGAAGUACAUUAGCUGCAUUGAAAACAUUUCUACAAUUGUUGUAGAAGGCAGAAAAGUGAAAGGCAGAGGCCAUUCUCACAAGGUAUUAAGCUACCUUCUGGUGGUGGGCAGGGCUGUGUUAUUGAGGUCAGCUGUUCAAAAAUUCAUAAGUCUGAUUUACACAAUUUUUAUGGCACAUUCGAUGGAAUUGCUUUAAAAACUCUAUAGCUAAUGCCAUGUGCAUACACAUGACUUGGCACACAAACGAGUGAGUGCUGGUAUUCCCUAUUGAUUAACACUUUGGGAAUGCACAAGCCGGAGUUGGAUUGGAAAGAAAUAUGUAAAAUCCAAGAUACAGUAGACAGACUCCCUCAUCUACAGUUCAUGUUAACGGUCAGUUGAACAUUGUACUGAAGCUACGUUAUCUGCAGUCUACGCGUAAAAAAUAUAUGAUUAUAUUCAUGACUGCUAUUUUCUAAGAUUGUACAAUCUGAAGAAGACAGCGAUCUUUGUAUGUGGAAGUAAAAUCCUUGUUGUUGCCAUUUUGACGCCUCAGAUGGAAAAGCAAGGACAGCGUACGUCGUCACGUAUCCUGUGGAGUAGGUACUAUAAAAUGGUGGUCUACAUAUAUAGCUAUAUAUACAGACAAUAUGGACUAUAUUGUAGUGUAAUAAACUAUGUACAGAUACUAUGUAAA